Thamnophis sirtalis is the source of this 3290-nucleotide messenger RNA. The record is from RefSeq and is a predicted model, not a curated record. Lineage: Eukaryota; Metazoa; Chordata; Lepidosauria; Squamata; Natricidae.
AAAACACCUAAACGCGAGUGAAUGAAUAGGUACUACCUUAUUGGGAACUUAACAGCAUUCUGUCACACACCUCUGGCAUGUAGCCAUGCUGGCCACAAGACCAUGGAAAUGUCUUCAGACAAUGCUGGCUCCCUUGGCCAAGAGACUGAGAUGAGCAUUGCGCCCGUCGGACAUGACUGAACAGGGAAAUCUUUACCUUUAGCAGGAAGAAACGAAUUUAAAUCUUCCACUCGGUCUCUUGCUUGUACAGUUAGUUUAGCCUCAAUCAAUCCCGAGGUUGAUUGAUUCUUAAUCCCCACCAGUUACUGAGUUAUACUGUUUCCGUGCUACCCCAAUUUUCCCCUGAGCUCAGUUUUAUAUAUCUUUUCUUUCCCAAUAUCCAUAGCUAUUACCCUGCAGCAAAUAUCAAAUUUGAUGAGCUUGCAAAAAACCAGUGUAGAGUUCUCAGGUAUGAAAAACUCUUAGAGUGUGAAAAUAAAGCAAAGAAGCUUAAUGCUGCACAGUAAGUCACGUACAAAUGGGCAAACGAGGAUAUAGAUGACCAAGACUCUUUCCUCUUCUAUACAUUCAAACAUUCAUGUGUUGUUCCUUUAUUAUUAAAUUAUCCAAUUGACCUUACAGGUAUACCAAGAUCCUGAUGAAAGAUAUCGAUAUCUUAAAUUCAGCGGGCAAAAUGGACAAGAUGAGGUUGUUGAACAUCCUGAUGCAGCUGAGGAAGUGUUGCAAUCACCCGUACCUGUUUGAUGGUGCUGAACCAGGCCCUCCUUACACCACUGAUACCCAUUUAGUGACCAAUAGUGGCAAAAUGGUUGCCCUGGACAAAUUACUAUCGAAACUCAAAGAACAGGGUUCCAGAGUUCUUGUUUUUAGCCAAAUGACUCGCUUAUUGGAUAUCUUGGAAGACUACUGCAUGUGGCGAGGUUAUGAAUAUUGCCGCCUAGAUGGGCAAACACCGCACGAGGAGAGAGAGGAAGCAAUAGACACCUUUAAUGCUCCAAACAGUAGGAAGUUCGUUUUUAUGUUGAGUACAAGAGCCGGAGGCCUGGGGAUUAAUCUAGCAACAGCUGAUGUUGUGAUCCUCUAUGAUUCAGAUUGGAACCCUCAAGUCGAUCUACAAGCGAUGGAUCGUGCACAUCGGAUUGGUCAAAAAAAGGCCGUGCGGGUAUUUCGGCUUAUCACUGACAACACUGUUGAAGAGAGAAUAGUAGAAAGAGCCGAGAUAAAACUGAGGCUGGAUUCAAUUGUUAUUCAGCAAGGAAGGCUUAUCGAUCAGCAGUCCAACAAACUAGCAAAAGAUGAAAUGUUGCAAAUGAUCCGUCACGGAGCAACACACGUCUUCGCUUCCAAAGACAGUGAACUGACUGAUGAAGACAUUACCACUAUUUUAGAAAGAGGUGAAAAAAAGACAGCUGAAAUGAAUGAACGUUUGCAAAAAAUGGGUGAAAGCUCUCUUCGGAACUUCACAAUGGACACUGAAAUGAGUUUGUACAAUUUUGAAGGGGAAGAUUAUAGAGGGAAACAAAAGCUGAGCAUGAUGGAAUGGAUCGAGCCCCCAAAACGAGAACGCAAAGCCAACUACGCUGUGGAUGCCUAUUUUAGGGAAGCUCUCCGUGUCAGUGAGCCUAAAAUCCCAAAGGCUCCGCGACCUCCCAAGCAGCCAAAUAUUCAAGAUUUCCAAUUCUUUCCACCGCGGUUAUUUGAACUUCUUGAAAAAGAAAUCCUCUAUUAUCGGAAGACGAUAGGCUAUAAGGUCCCCAGGAAUCCUGACCUUCCGAAUGCAGCCCAGGUGCAGAAGGAGGAACAGCGGAAGAUUGAUGAAUCGGCUCCUCUUUCUGCCGAAGAGGCCGAAGAGAAAGAAAGGCUGCUCACCCAGGGUUUUACAAACUGGAACAAAAGAGACUUCAAUCAGUUUAUUAAAGCUAAUGAAAAAUAUGGCCGUGACGACAUUGAUGAUAUUGCCCGUGAGGUGGAAGGAAAGUCACCGGAGGAAGUUAUUGAGUAUUCAGCUGUAUUUUGGGAACGUUGCAAUGAACUCCAGGACAUUGAGAGGAUCAUGGCUCAGAUUGAAAGAGGAGAAGCCAGAAUACAGAGGAGGAUUAGCAUCAAAAAAGCACUGGAUGUCAAAAUUGCAAGGUAUAAAGCCCCUUUCCAUCAGCUGCGAAUUCAGUACGGAACCAACAAAGGCAAAAAUUACACAGAAGAAGAAGAUCGGUUCUUGAUAUGCAUGUUGCAUAAAAUGGGAUUUGAUAAAGAAAACGUGUAUGAAGAGCUACGACAGUGUGUGCGCAACGCACCCCAGUUCAGAUUUGAUUGGUUCAUUAAAUCCAGAACUGCCAUGGAACUCCAGAGACGGUGUAACACGCUUAUAUCGCUCAUUGAAAAGGAAAAUAUGGAAAUUGAGGAAAAAGAGAAAGCUGAAAAGAAGAAGCGGGGAACCAAGACACCAGCGUCUCAAAAAAGAAAAGCCGAAUCUGCUACAGAAAACUCUGGAAAAAAAGAUGCCAAGAAAGCAAAGACGUAGAACUGAGAAACUGUAUCCAACUGAAAAAAAAAAUAUUUUCCUCUCUAACCCAAGUUUUUGAGGCUGUCUGUGUAUUCCUAGUACCGUUUCCCCUCAAUUCUUCGUGGUUUAAAUUUUUGCAAAUCUGUAUUUUUUACGUUGCCUUCCUUUACCUUUUGAGUAGCUUAAUAUUUUAUGCAUUCCAAUAUUUUUAUGCACUUGUACUUUGUGAUAUUUCUUAUGUCUUCAGCAAAAUUUACUCGGUCCUUGUUCUUCUAAAGAUUGUGCUGAGUUUUUUUUUUAGCUUUCAUGUUUUAUAUGGUGCUGCUUUCACACAAAUGAAGCCCCCCCCACCCUUCCAUUGAUUCCGUAGUUGUACUAUUGUUUGCUACUUUAUAUAAUUGUGGAGACCUAAAUGGAAUUAAAAUAGCCUGAGGUGAAAGACACAUUUAACGUCGUCUGCUCAUUUUCAAUUCUUUUUCAUGUACAGCUUUUGAUAUUUUGAAGGAGCACUUACAGAAUUGUCAAAAACGUUUUUUUUUUUUUGAAAAGGCAACUGGGCUGAUUCUUUUGUGGAGGAGGAAGAAGAAAAAAAGACGCUUUGCUUCCUAUCCUGGAAGCAUCAUCAGUUGUAUUAGAUGGUGUGGGAGAUGGAAGGACAAUUAUUGACAGUUGAGAUUAGUUGGGCAGGAGGGAAUGAUUCUGACAAGAUGAGAGCCGAGCUGGCGCAGUGGUUAGGGUGCAGUACUGCAGGCCACUUCAGCUGACUGUGAUCUACAGUUCAGCGGUU